Molecule: messenger RNA, 567 nt
Organism: Brenthis ino (lesser marbled fritillary)
Lineage: Eukaryota; Metazoa; Arthropoda; Insecta; Lepidoptera; Nymphalidae
Source: the annotation of a GenBank genome assembly
AUGUCCAGAAGAGACAAAAUUCUUUCUUUGGCUAUUUCGCAAAAUCAAAACUCAAAACCACAUGUUUCUCCAUCUGAACCUACCAGCCAUCAGCUGAUUCCAAGGCCAUCAAUAAUAAAACCGUCUGCUGUUCAAAAAGUCAAAUCUUUUGAAGCAACCGUUACCAGACAUUCUCUAAAGUGCUAUGAAACCCUACCAUACUCCGAAGAAGAAUGUGAAAAGAUGAACAGACCUGUAAAUUAUUUUGAAGAUUCCGACGAUAGUGUCAUUGAUAAAGACUAUAUCCCUGAUUUUAUAAUUUCAGAUUCUGAUUCUGAUUCAGCCAUUUUUAUUAAAAGAAAUUUACUUGAACAUAAAAAAACUAGAGGCAAAAAGACAGAACGUGAAGAGACUGAACAUGAUGAGACUGAACGUGAAGAGACUGAACAUAAUGAGACUGAACAUGAAAAAGCAGAACGUGAAGAGGCUGAAUAUGAUGAGACUGAACGUGAGGAAACUGAACGUAAGGAGACUGAACAUGAAGAGACUGAACGUGAGGAGACUGGAUAUGAAGAGACUGAACAUGAG